AAGCCAAAAAAAAAAAAAAAACAAAAAAAACAAAAAAAAGGAUAAAAAAACGAAAUCCAACAAAGAGAAAAACGUAGUUGCUAACCGAUAGUUCGAAUGAGCUCGAAAACCUUUUAAAGAGACGGUUAAAUCCACAGAAAACAACGAAACAGAGAGAAGCCACAAAGGUAUCCAUGGCAACUCUCCCAUGCUUCCAAAACAAAUUAGCAAUCCCAGAACCCAGAUAGAAAAAAACCCAUGAAACCCAGAAGAAGUAAAAGACCAAGCGACAAUACUGGGAUCUUCUUUGUUCAACCCCUUGACAAUUCUAUCAGAAAACUGCCAUCUCCCUUUGUUGUGGUCGAAUAAUGGUGAACCUUUUUGUAUAGAAAGUGGAAACAGCUGAAAUUACUUACAUUCCUCAUCUCUUCGUAGUCAUUUUAUGAAGUUCACGGUGUUCUUGUAAACUUAGCUAAGCGAAAAGCUCAAGGAAAAUGUUGAAGUCAAUCUUCUAACAGCAGUCGGACAGCAUUGUAGUGAACAAUCAUUCCUUCAUGUGUGGUUAUUCAAAUAUGCUUGUGAGACUAGUGUAUGGCAACAAAUGAGAACAAACAGUGAAUUUCUUUCCAAACUCUUGUAUGGAAAGAAACUUUAUCAUGCUUUUCUACAACCAUGUCCACCGUGGUUGAGAUUUUUCUCUUCUUUGAACCUUUCUCAAACAUUAGAAAAGAAAAAGAAGUCAAAUAGAGCUCUGAGACUUCUGGACAUUAUUAACCCAAAAGCAAGUGUUGCCCGAACUCACCGACAACGCCAUCUUCAGCUCAUUGAGAACUUUUUAGCCCCUAGUUUGGAACAACUGAGUUCCCAAGAACUUAGUAUUGGCUCAGCUUUAUCUUGUUCAAGUUCAUCAGAGGAAAUAAUAAACCUGUUUGGUCAAGGACUUGAAUCUAAUCCUGUUUAUACUCAAUCAUGCAAUGAGAGGUUAAUGAAUGAUGCAACUGUCUUAUCACAUGCUGUUAGUUUGUGUGGGUCGAUGUGCGACCUUCAUGGUGGUGUUCAAUAUCAUUGUCUGGCAUUAAGAACGGGGUUUGUAGCAAAUAUUUAUAUAGGAAGUUCUUUGAUCCAUUUGUAUGGUAAAUGCAAUGAGUUGGACAAUGCUUACCAAGUUUUUGUAGAAAUGCCUAUAAAAAAUGUGGUUUCAUGGACAUCUAUAAUUGCUGCAUUUGCACAAGACUGGCAGGUGGAUGUAUGCUUGGACCUAUUCCACAGGAUGAGGAAUUCAAUUUUGAAGCCCAAUGAUUUCACAUUUACAAGUCUUUUGAGUGCUUGCAUGGGCAGUGGAGCUCUUGGGCAAGGGAGAAGCAUUCACUGCCAAACAAUUCAAAUGGGUUUCUAUUCGUACAUUCACAUUUCUAAUGCUCUCAUUUCAAUGUAUUGCAAAUGUGGAGCUGUUGACCAUGCACUUUUCAUUUUCAGAAGUAUAGACCGUAAAGAUACUGUAUCUUGGAACUCCAUGAUUACAGGGUAUGCUCAACAUGGUCUUGCAUUUCAGGCAAUUGAUCUUUUCAAAGAAAUGAAGAAGCAAAGUGUCAAAACUGAUGCCAUUAGUUUCCUUGGUGUCCUCUCUUCAUGUCGCCAUGCAGGUCUUGUUAAAGAAGGCUGGCUCUAUUUAAAUUCAAUGGUCGAAAAUGGUGUGCAACCAGAAUUAGAUCAUUAUUCAUGUGUGAUAGAUCUUCUUGGUCGAGCUGGGUUAUUGGAAGAAGCUCUAGAAGUCAUUCAAAAGAUGCCAAUCAAUCCCAAUGCUGUUAUAUGGGGUUCACUGCUUUCUUCCUGUAGAUUUCAUGGAAACAUAUGGUUUGGUAUCCAGGCUGCAGAGAACAGGCUAUUGCUGGAACCAAGCUGUGCUGCAACUCAUGUGCAACUGGCACAUCUUUAUGCCAGUGUUGGAUGCUGGGAUCAUGUGGCAAGAGUGCGGAAAUUGAUGAAAGAUAAAGGACUGAAGACGAGUCCUGGCUGCAGUUGGAUUGAAGUUAAGAACGAAGUCUGCAAAUUUAGAGCAGAGGACAUGUCGAAUGCAAGAAUGGUUGAAAUUAUUUCAGUUUUGGAUAGUUUAGCAGAUCACAUGGGAGCUUUAAGCCAUGACCCAGAAAUUCUCCAGGAAGAGAUGGGGUUUAUGUUUUACUUUCAAUGAAGAUAGUCAUAGAAUGUUGCAUGUUUCUGAGGAUAACUGGACAUAUUGUAGUUUAUAGCAUGAAACCAAUAACCAGAAAACAUACAUUUAGUAAAAAAUUUCAUUUGUGACAACACCAAUACGAUGUAUUGUACAAUUGACAACAUAUUAAUAAUAUAUGACAUAAUAUUUCAUA
Messenger RNA from Ziziphus jujuba (common jujube), 2345 nucleotides. Its product is annotated as pentatricopeptide repeat-containing protein At2g37320. Gene Ontology annotation, molecular function: RNA binding; protein binding. The transcript has 2 exons. NCBI's taxonomy places the organism in Eukaryota, Viridiplantae, Streptophyta, Magnoliopsida, Rosales, Rhamnaceae. Gene Ontology annotation, biological process: RNA modification. Bases 581 to 2170 code for a protein of 529 amino acids. The record is from RefSeq and is a predicted model, not a curated record.